Molecule: messenger RNA, 1037 nt
Organism: Mytilinidion resinicola
Lineage: Eukaryota; Fungi; Ascomycota; Dothideomycetes; Mytilinidiales; Mytilinidiaceae
Exons: 1
Coding region: 111-719 (202 amino acids)
Biological process (GO): tRNA-type intron splice site recognition and cleavage; tRNA splicing, via endonucleolytic cleavage and ligation
Cellular component (GO): tRNA-intron endonuclease complex
Molecular function (GO): nucleic acid binding
Source: RefSeq, a predicted model, not a curated record
GCGGAAUAGAUUUCGCCAAGAAGAAUCCAGUCACCUCAAAUCUUCAACCGUCGAACUUCCCUGAAGACGACACCAUUCACUUAGGCUUCGACAACUCGCAGUACCUCGACAUGACUACCUCUGCUGCGGCAUCGCUUCCUACACCAUCUCCUCUCACGAAAUUCUUCUCUUCCAAUCCCACUAGUGACCCCCUCCAAACCCUAGCCCUCCAGAUCCAGCACAACCUCACUCAUCAACACGCCUGGACCGCAACACGCCUCCACACACACUCUACAAUCACAAACGCUCCUCUCCCGCGCCCGUUACUAUCGGGCUUGCCCCCGCUGCGGCUAUAUACCCAUCCAGAUGAGCAAGUUCAAUUGCUGAAAGAGGCGGAAGCGAGGAGGAAAGCCGGGAGGACGAAGCAAGCCGAGAAGCACACCGAUGCCCAGGAGGAGAAAGACGAAGCAGAACCUGAAGGAUUGGACGUGCAUGCCGAACCGGAGCGCGAAUGGGUAUUACCAAUGCGGUUGAGCGAGCGGUGGAGCUUGAAGAGGUUGGCGGAGGUGUUCGACGCGAUCGAGCUUACUCCUCCACCUGGUACUGAACACGAGGCGGGUGAGGAGAAGGAGAGCAAAUGGAGAACAGCUAAGAGGGUGGUGUUGGCGACGGUCGAUUCGGAUAGCACGGUGGUUUAUUAUAUCGUGCAUGAUGGGGUUGUGAAACCGAGGCAGAAUUAAAGAGUUGGAGACAAAGAGUCCUGUUCACGCGCCCUUAUGCCUCCAAAGUCACUGGGCGCUUCCCAAUUAUCGCUCCCUUUGCGUCUUCAAGGAUUGACCGCAAAGAAGGUAUGGUAACGCUCGGCUUCUAUGAGUGGUAGAGAACGCCUAUGUGUUCCUAAGGAACUGGGUGCUUUCCCCGUAGGCUGUCUGUAGACCCAGAGUACUUUUUCAAGGAAAGAGGCCGAAAUUGGUAUCGGAUGUAACAGCUCACGCUAAAUAGGUGGCCCUCAAUUGGCGAGAGAAGAUGCCAAAGACCACACCUUUCAAUCCCUGAAG